Molecule: messenger RNA, 2027 nt
Organism: Benincasa hispida (wax gourd)
Lineage: Eukaryota; Viridiplantae; Streptophyta; Magnoliopsida; Cucurbitales; Cucurbitaceae
Product: TCP-1/cpn60 chaperonin family protein
Biological process (GO): protein folding
Molecular function (GO): ATP binding; ATP-dependent protein folding chaperone; ATP hydrolysis activity
Source: RefSeq, a predicted model, not a curated record
GCAAUUUCCCCUCCUCUUCCGGCCUUAGUUGUCUCUCUAGGGUUUUGCUUCACCGCCAUUUCUAAACAUACCUCACCAUUGAAUUUGCAUCACAUCACUACUCCAUUGUUCUCUCUUAUUAUUGGGGGAUCUUUUGAGCUCUAACUUGCUUAUCCAUGGCGGCUCCCGCUGUAUCUCAGCCCCGAUCCUCCAAAACUGAGUCCUACGUUGAUAACAAGCGCAAGGAGGACAUUCGACACGCCAAUAUCGUCGCAGCCCGAGCCAUCGCCGAUGCUGUUCGUACUAGUCUUGGGCCCAAGGGCAUGGACAAAAUGAUCUCCACGGCCUCCGGUGAGGUCAUCAUUACUAAUGAUGGGGCAACCAUUCUCAAUAAAAUGGAAGUUCUCCAACCUGCUGCGAAAAUGCUAGUCGAGCUCUCCAAGUCGCAGGACUCUGCUGCUGGAGAUGGUACCACCACCGUGGUCGUCAUUGCAGGUUCACUUCUUAAACAGUGUCUUUCUCUUUUAUCCCAUGGGAUUCACCCCACUGUAAUCUCCGAUUCCCUCCACAAGACCGCCAUUAAGGCUGUUGAUGUGUUGACAGCAAUGGCUGUCCCGGUUGAGCUAUCGGAUAGAGAGUCCUUGAUUAAAUCGGCGAGUACUUCGCUCAAUAGUAAGGUUGUUAGUCAGUACUCGACAUUGCUUGCGCCGCUUGCUGUUGAUUCUGUGCUCUCGGUUGUUGAUCCUGCUAAGCCAGAUUUGGUUGAUUUGAGGGAUAUUAAGAUUGUGAAGAAGCUGGGCGGGACCGUGGAUGACACUGUGCUUGUGAAGGGUUUGGUGUUUGACAAGAAGGUAAGUCACGCGGCUGGCGGACCGACCAGAAUGGAGAAUGCGAAGAUUGCUGUUAUUCAGUUCCAGAUUUCACCACCUAAAACUGACAUUGAGCAGAGUAUUGUGGUCUCGGAUUAUACUCAGAUGGAUAGGAUAUUGAAAGAAGAGAGAAAUUACAUUUUAGGUAUGAUUAAGAAGAUUAGGGCUACUGGGUGUAACGUAUUGUUGAUUCAGAAGAGUAUCUUGAGAGAUGCCGUGACAGAUUUGUCUCUACAUUACCUUGCAAAAGCCAAGAUUUUGGUGAUCAAGGAUGUUGAGCGCGAUGACAUUGAAUUCAUUACGAAGACUCUCAAUUGUCUGCCAAUUGCAAAUAUUGAACAUUUCCGCUCUGAGAAGUUGGGGUAUGCAGAACUCGUUGAGGAGGCUUCAAUGGGAGACGGGAAGAUUGUUAAGAUUACGGGCAUUAAAGAUAUGGGGCGGACAGCUACCGUACUUGUUCGGGGUUCUAACCAACUAGUGAUUGACGAGGCUGAGAGGAGCUUGCACGAUGCCCUGUGUGUUGUUAGGUGUUUGGUAAGUAAAAGGUUCUUGAUUGCAGGUGGUGGUGCACCAGAGAUUGAGCUGUCAAGGCAGUUGGGUGCCUGGGCAAAAGUGUUGCAUGGAAUGGAGGGUUACUGUGUUCGUUCCUUUGCGGAGGCUCUUGAAGUUAUCCCAUAUACUUUGGCUGAAAAUGCUGGGUUGAACCCAAUUACCAUUGUUACAGAACUGAGGAAUCGUCAUGCACAGGGUGAGAUCAAUACUGGAAUUAAUGUAAGGAAGGGGCAGAUCACAAACAUCUUGGAGGAGAAUGUUGUUCAGCCACUUCUCGUAAGUACAAGUGCAAUCACUCUAGCUACAGAAUGCGUGCGAAUGAUUUUGAAGAUUGAUGACAUUGUCACCGUGAGGUAGAGUGUGGGCUUUAAUUGAAUGAAAAGGCUGGUUUUGUCGUUUUUUCAUUUUGGUUUGCUAGUAGAAUCUAGGGUUCUGUUUUGCUCUGGUUAAAAGAAUUUUAAUGUGUUUCUUUUGUUGCUAUUUGCCUAUAGUUUAUUGGUAUGGCCUUUUGUUCCUUAGGAGGUUUUAUGGAUCCUAUCUUUUUUAGCUUUGGAAAUUUACGUGUAGUCAUCAAACUUCAUUAAUUAUUUGAGUUGCACUGUGAUACUACUUUUCUCAGAUCUCACA